Molecule: messenger RNA, 1127 nt
Organism: Dreissena polymorpha
Lineage: Eukaryota; Metazoa; Mollusca; Bivalvia; Myida; Dreissenidae
Exons: 3
Coding region: 81-1046 (321 amino acids)
Molecular function (GO): protein binding
Source: RefSeq, a predicted model, not a curated record
ACAAACAACAGGUCUUAAAAUGAUGAAAAUGACCUGUCUAUUAUCGCUUUAUUCAUAGGACAUUUGUAUUCGUUUGCAGAAUGAAGGCACUUCCUGCCUUGGUUCUUGUGAUUCUUGUGAAUUGUUUUUGUGCUGAGGAAGACUUUGCAUUUAGGCUGAAAGCUUUGGAACACGAUUUUGCAACAAAGCUACAGAAAGAUGAUUUGAGGAUCCGGAAUCUUGAAGAAACGGUGAAACGACAGGAAACGGUUCUUUAUGACCAAUGGAAAAACAUAAAUCAAUUGAAUGGCAGACUGGAAACCCAGGAUAAUAUUAUCAAAAGACUAUUAUAUGGACACAGCGAUGUACAAGAAGAUAAAGACUCAAAAUCGAUCGGAACGCCGGAUGAAAUUAGGGAUCCAGAAUGGUCAACAAGUGUUGUUAAAGAUGCGUUACUCGAGCUGGACGAAACAAUAAAAGGAACCUCGUUCCUUAGAAAUCAACCGACAAUACUCAACCACUUUGCUGAAGAAGUCAAUGAAAAUUCUACAAAUAGAGCAAACUCGAUAAGCACGAAGGAUGACAUACAUGACACACAGGUUACAAAAGCAAAUGAUCAGGAACCACAUAACGUCGGAUCAAAGUACAGCCGCGCUAUUGUGAGUCCUGUUCAUGCUGUUGCUUUCACAGCGAUCAAAUAUCAAGACCAAGAUGGAAUUGGAAUCAACCAAAAAAUAAUCUUUGAGCAUGUGAUCCUUAAUGAAGGUGGAGGGUAUAAUGUAAAUCAUGGAAUAUUCACUGCACCCGUCACGGGCUAUUAUCUAAUAUCAACGUCAAUCUUACACUCACCACAAUCAAAUCCCCUGAAAGCUGUCAUUAUGCACAACGGUGCUCUGAUAGCUAUCGCAUAUGGCAGUCCUGGCGUCUCCGAUCAAGGAACACAAACCGUUGUACUUAAAGUGACAGCCGGGGAGCAGGUUUGGAUUGGCAACAGGGACUCCAGCAACGUAUACGUUGUCGGAUCUUCUUACUCGUCAUUCUCUGGCUUCCUUUUGCAUCAGCUUUAAUGCAGAUGUAAAUAAUUGUUACACGGUGAUCCUUUUCCUGGAUCACGGUAUUUUAUUUACAAUAAAAAAACACGGUGCAAG